AUGUCAGUAGAAAGACUCUGGAACAUCACCUGGAACAGUAUCUGUACAACAGCAAAAAGGCACGUUAAGAAAGCCAACCCCAAAAAGAUCUCCACACACAGGAAAAAAAACCAUUCACAACUACACAACCCCAACCGAAACAUUGGCUCAGUCUACAACCUUGGGAAACUCGUACAUUUAGCCAAUACAUACAUCAAAAGAAAGAGAAAGUCAAAUACAAUGGUUAAAAAAAUCAACAAAAUAACAAAAUCCCUACAAAAACAAAACAUACCCAUAACAAACUUCCCCUUCCAGGAAAGCGCCAACCCAAAAACAAAAUGGCUGGAAGAAGUAAAAGACCUCUGGCAAGCAAUGAAAAAGACAACCAAUCACGAACUACAAAGUAACAUCAAUGCCCAAAUCAAAGAAGCCACCCAAAAAAGAAUGGAGCAAUAUUCGAAAUCCAAAAAGAAGAUGAUUAACAGCAUACUAUUGCGAGAGCACAAAACAAUCGAAAUGAACACAAUUGUCACCAAAGAUCCAGAAAUAACCAUCAUCACAGAACCAAAAGAAAUCAAAGAACUGGCAAAAAAGCAUUUCAGUCAUCAACCA
This is a messenger RNA of Acaulospora morrowiae, 591 nucleotides long. NCBI's taxonomy places the organism in Eukaryota, Fungi, Glomeromycota, Glomeromycetes, Diversisporales, Acaulosporaceae. The record is from the annotation of a GenBank genome assembly.